Messenger RNA from Saccoglossus kowalevskii, 972 nucleotides. RefSeq names its product histamine H2 receptor pseudogene. The record is from RefSeq and is a predicted model, not a curated record. Lineage: Eukaryota; Metazoa; Hemichordata; Enteropneusta; Harrimaniidae.
AUGGUUUGCCUUGCACCAGUUGUCAACCGUAGACUUCGCACUGUCACCAAUUACUUUGUUGUAUCUCUGGCACUCGCGGAUCUGCAGCUUGGCAUAUUAGUUCUUCCGUUCAGUGCUUUCAACGAGGUUCGUAGAGAAUGGAUAUUUGGACCGAUACUCUGCAACAUAUAUCAGUCUUUUGAUGUUCUUUUUUGCACAGCGUCAAUAUUGAACCUAUUCGUUGUGAGUAUUGAUAGAUAUAUUGCUAUAACCAACCCUAUGGAAUAUCCAAUGAAAAUGUCGAGAAGAAGAGCACUAUUGGCCAUCGCAGCUGUUUGGUGCAUUUCGUUGCUGGUAUCAUUUCUUCCAAUACACCUAGGAUGGAAUUCUCCUGACUUUAAUGUUCAGAAUUACAAUGACCCUAGACAUUGUGGGCUCACAGCCAAUCCUAUUUACAGCUUUCUAGAUGGCAUUCUCUUAUUCUACUUGCCAUUGACCAUAAUGACUUGCGUCUACAUCAGGAUACUGUUGAUCGCAAAAAAACAGGCCAGAAAAAUUAAUCUUCAUUCUAGAUCUAAGCCAUUUGUGGAUGAACACAAAGCUACUAAAAUUUUGGCACUUGUAAUGGGAGCAUUUAUAAUAUGUUGGGUACCCUAUUUCACCUUAUUUACAUUUGAACCAGUUUGCAACUGUAUAAUCCAUAUGACAGUGUAUCAGGUUGUACUGUGGAUGGGUUACGUUAACAGUACUGUCAAUCCGGUGCUUUAUGGCGCUUUUAACAGAGAGUUCAGAAAAGCAUUCAAGAUAAUAUUAUCUUGUGGUAGAUACAGAAGUGUUAGACGAACAAAGUAUCACAUGGAAGCAACAGGAGCUACACUUAGAACAUACAGUACAGAAAGUGAUAUGGAAUUUAAAAUUAUACGUCAUAAUCAUGUCACCCAUAAAUCGCCUAAUUUGGAUAAAUCAACGAAUGGUUCAAUAACAUAUAUUUGA